UAAAAGUAUCGCUUAACAAGCAUACGAACAUGAAACAGCUGUACGACACAUCUUACAGUGCGCCAAUGAAUAAGUGAUGUGUCACAACGGAAUCCAGGAAGUAUAGAAGUGAAGAUAAGACGUUCUACGAAUAAUAGUUAGCUCAUUGCACAGUAAGAAUGCCAUGUAUAUGGACGAGAAUGGAGUUCAUUUAAUCAUUUAAGGAUUAUUGAUACUGCUCGAUUCAAAGAAUAUUAACAGUAUCUUAUAAGGAAGAUUAAACAUACAAUUUCGUUAAUCCACAAAAGCAAGGAGCUCGAAAACUAUUGCGUUGCUAUGAAAUAUAAUUAUUGAACCAUUUAAAAUGUAUAUGUUUUGUGUGGCUGUCGUGACAAUGUCUGCUUUGACAGACGCGUUUAACCCAAAUGCUGGAUUUAACGAUGACAGAGAUAUGUAUACCCACGAACGAAUUACUUUGGAAGCGUUAGACAGGGUUGCUGCACUUCUUCUCUUGUCCAGUGGUCACGUGACGACGUCGAGGACAACCGAGUACGAUUUCGUCAUCAAAGAAUAUUUUGGGACAGACAUCAACAGUUAUAAAAACUACAAAAUGAAGGCCCGACAGUUUGCCGACGCUGUAUCCAGUGUUUACCAGUCCUAUCACAUGGACCCUGAUUAUACUGUCAACUCUGAACGAAUCAAGGAAGCACACAUCCUAGUCAAGGACACGCGGAUGGAAAUAGCGUCGCUCCUGUUAACAGGAACGUUGAGCGAUACCGUCGUCGAGCUGCUGAUAAAGAAAGUGGGCAAAUGUCUGAUGAUCAUCCAAUCGUUCUACAGCAAUACGAACUGGGUCGAGAUGAACGGUGGAGCACCUUAUCAAGAUUUUGGUAAGUUUUCAGUGAAAUGA
Molecule: messenger RNA, 889 nt
Organism: Pecten maximus
Lineage: Eukaryota; Metazoa; Mollusca; Bivalvia; Pectinida; Pectinidae
Exons: 3
Coding region: 344-889 (181 amino acids)
Source: RefSeq, a predicted model, not a curated record